AGACCUCGAAAACACGCCAGCUUGAGAUCCCCCCUUCGCCCACUGACGACCACCAAUUCCUCUAGCGACGGACAUCGACACGUUUAAUUUUGCAUUACAAAUCAUAUACCCUAUAAUCCUCGCUAUGCCUACCCCCGAGUCCGAGCUCUUCAAGAGCCAAAAGCCCAAGGUCGCUCCCACCUUCAACGGCGUCGAUUUCGACGACACCAAGGCCUUCAAGGCCGCCGAGGAUGCCGUCAUCCGUGAGCAAUGGGUCGGUGCUAUGAUGACAAGGCUUGUUGGAGAAGAAUUGGGCAAGUGCUACGUACGAGAGGGCGUCAACCACCUGGAGAACUGCGGCGAGCUCAGAGAGAAAUACCUCACAAUGCUUACCCAGAACAAGAUCAAGGGCACCAAGUUCAUCCAGCAAAACUACAUCGAGCAGAAGGAUGCCGAUAUGGACCUCGCAGCCAAGGUUCACCCUAGCGACAAGAUUGCCAAGAUCAACCAGGGCAGAUUUGCAGCAUAAUCGAAUAAAAAGCAAUAGAAGAGUUGGUGGAAUGCGUUGGGAAGGUCAUAGAGGAUUUACUUGUCUUAUUAUUUUUUGUCAACGGCAGGAUCGCAUUGUGUUGAAGCCGAAUGCAGCUAUAGCAUGGGAUAGCGCCUCACCCGCCCCUUAGGGGAGUGUAUAUCACUGAUAAAUGAUUAAAAAACCCUUUGUCAAAUGUC
Messenger RNA from [Torrubiella] hemipterigena, 708 nucleotides. Lineage: Eukaryota; Fungi; Ascomycota; Sordariomycetes; Hypocreales; Clavicipitaceae. The record is from the annotation of a GenBank genome assembly.